This is a messenger RNA of Bufo bufo (common toad), 1702 nucleotides long. It is a transcript of the gene CDK2, whose product is annotated as cyclin dependent kinase 2. The transcript has 7 exons. The record is from RefSeq and is a predicted model, not a curated record. Gene Ontology annotation, cellular component: cyclin-dependent protein kinase holoenzyme complex; nucleus; cytoplasm. Gene Ontology annotation, molecular function: cyclin binding; ATP binding; cyclin-dependent protein serine/threonine kinase activity. Gene Ontology annotation, biological process: signal transduction; regulation of G2/M transition of mitotic cell cycle; G1/S transition of mitotic cell cycle. Bases 105 to 998 code for a protein of 297 amino acids. Lineage: Eukaryota; Metazoa; Chordata; Amphibia; Anura; Bufonidae.
GCUGAGCGGUGGCGGGAAGUUUUCGGGGCUCUGCAUUGUAAGGAUUCCGGAAGGGCCCCGUUACCUGCUGUCCUCCGAGGAUCCCGUUCUGGAGCUCAGGCGCCAUGGAUAACUUCCAGAAGGUGGAGAAGAUCGGGGAGGGCACCUACGGGGUGGUGUACAAAGCUCGGAACCGGGAGACCGGGCAGGUGGUGGCGCUGAAAAAGAUCCGCCUGGACACGGAGACAGAAGGAGUACCGAGCACGGCCAUCAGGGAAAUCUCACUCCUCAAGGAACUGAACCAUCCCAACAUAGUCAAGCUUCUGGACGUCAUUCACACAGAGAACAAGCUUUAUCUGGUCUUUGAGUUUCUUAACCAAGAUCUGAAGAAAUUUAUGGACGGCUCCAAUAUUACAGGGAUCCCACUGGCUCUUGUAAAAAGUUAUAUGUUCCAGCUUCUGCAAGGUUUGGCAUUCUGCCACUCACAUCGCGUUUUGCAUCGUGACUUAAAGCCGCAAAACUUACUUAUUAACUCUGAUGGAGCUAUCAAGCUUGCAGACUUUGGGCUGGCUCGAGCGUUUGGUGUGCCAGUCAGAACUUAUACACAUGAGGUGGUCACACUUUGGUACAGAGCUCCAGAAAUUCUCCUUGGCUGUAAGUACUACUCCACGGCCGUGGAUAUUUGGAGCCUCGGCUGCAUCUUUGCAGAAAUGAUAACGCGAAGGGCUCUGUUCCCGGGAGACUCAGAGAUUGAUCAACUGUUCCGUAUUUUCCGAACCCUGGGAACGCCUGAUGAGAAUACGUGGCCAGGAGUUACUUCCAUGCCAGACUACAAGUCCACGUUCCCAAAGUGGGCUCGGCAAGACUUUAGCAAAGUGGUACCACCGCUGGAUGAAGAUGGUAGAGAUCUUUUGGCUCAAAUGCUCCAGUAUGAUUCUAACAAGAGGAUCUCUGCGAAGGCUGCCCUAACUCACGCCUUCUUCCGUGAAGUCAGCAGGCCACUUCCACAUCUCAACUAGCCUGGUUCUGAGAAGAUUGUCUAUCGAAUGAGUAAUGGCGCAGCAGAGCAAUGUAAAAUAGGACUUCGAGAGUUAAAAUACAUAUAUCGUGCUUACUAUUUAUUACCAUGGCAUUUAAUGUGCCAUCCAGACAAAACCGUUUUUAAAAAUGGCCCUUUUACAGAUGUUUGUUUUGAUUUAAAUCCUGUUUAUAGAUCAAAUUUGUUUGAGGUUUUUAUGUUUAGAAAUUUGGAUGUUCAUGUGUAAGUGUGAUGUUCUUAAUAAGGUCAAUGGAGCUUAAAGCUGCCCUGAACAAUGUCUGCUUGGGAAACAAGGUCUCCAUUCUGCGCAUUGGGUUUCUUGCACUGAGGAUGAACUGGGCCAAAUGUUUGGGAUUUUUCUCGUGGAGUAUGAGCAGAAACCUUUUCUUCCAGAUGAACUCGCUCAGUGUUUUUUACAUCUAUAUUUGUGGAUGUCUGAGCCGGGACCUAGCAAUGAUCAGCAUCACUUUCUAAUUAACCUGUUUUGUGCAGCAAGGACACUCCACCAGUUGCAGCCUUAACGUUUAUGCAGAACUUUCUUUCCCACGUUCAGUGCACAGAUUUUAAAAGAUUGUGCCAACCUCAAGUCUGCACCUUGUCUAUGGAUGAAACUAUUUUUAUGUAUUACUUUUUAAAGUAGAAUGUUUGUUUUUAGUAUGUAUUUUCCUGUUAAAUUAGUUAAUU